UGGACAUUUCUUUUUUCUUUUUCCCGAAAACUUUGUGCUAUGGCAACCUUGGGGUUGCUCUAAGCACUACAUGAACUUGAAUUCCGCUUUCCAUAGAAAUCGUAAAGAACAGAAUGGCAGCAGAUAAUUACUAUUCCAAGGAUUUCGAGUGGGAGGAGCUAAAGCACGACGUUGAGAACGAUCCGUCUCUUCUCUAUCACUGGGCGCCUUACGCUAACCCCGCCAUUGGAGCCCAGGAUCUUGAUGCUGCUGCUUUUUGUCACUCCUCUUCUUUGCCGAAAGAAGAUUCUGAAGCUUGGAAUAAGUUCCAUACCCGCCACUCCACUGGAAGAUUUUUUAAGGAGAGGCGUUAUUUGCUCAAAGAAUUUCCUGAGCUAGCCUCUUGCAAUAAGUACUCUAUAGGCUUGGAAGUGGGGUGUGGGAAUGGCAGUACUGUUCUCCCAAUUUUACGUGGAAACGAGAACAUAUUUAUUUUUGCAUGUGACUGUAGCUGUGAAGCAGUUGAGAGGACCAAGGAGAAUAUCAGUGCUGCUAAUUUGGCAUCGGCCAAACAUCGCUUCAACCUCUUCCAAUGUGAUAUCUCUUCAAGCAAUUUUCCUCAAUGGCUGAUCUGUAAUUCUUGCCGGGAAAAUUCCUUACCCAAACAAUGUGAUUGGUCCUCAGAUUCAAAUAAUGUCAUCAAGAGAUUUUCCCUGGAUCCGUGGUGCUUGGUGGGAAAUUCUUGUUGCGUUGGUGGUGUAGAUUUUCUUACCUUAAUAUUUACUUUAUCGGCCUUGCCAAUACAUAGGAUGCGAAUGGCAAUCCGUGAGUGUUUUUAUGCUUUGAGACCGGGAGGUUUGCUGUUAUUCAGGGAUUAUGGCCUCUAUGAUAUGACCAUGCUCCGGUUUGAGCAAGAACAAAGAGUAGGAUUCAGGGAAUAUUUACGGUCUGAUGGAACACGGUCUUAUUUCUUCUGUCUGGACAGCGUCAGGGAUUUAUUUUGCAGUGUAGGCUUCAUCAAGAUUGAGCUCGAGUAUUGUUGUGUUAAGUCACUGAAUCGCCGGAAUGGUAAGGCCAUGAAGAGAGUGUGGGUUCACGGGAAGUUUCAAAGGCCAUAAUUGGGAUUCUUAUUUUGAUGCACAUCAGCCAUGAAUGCUGUAGUAAAAGUGAAGUUGCAUGGUCUAAGAAGGCAACAAGGCCAGGUGAAUAUUUACUUCUUACUAGCUUCGUCCCACAUAUAACUUCUCCUUUAACUUGGUAUCAGAUUAAGAAAGUGGAAAUUGUGUAUCCAGAAAUUGUGCAAAAUAAAGAGAAAUAACGUCAGCCAUAUAUAUAAAUAUAUAAAUGAUCCUGUCCACCAGCCCCCGGUCCAAACACCAUCCGAACAUCGCCAUUUGGGGCACUUCCCGGUGGAUUUUUUUGAUGAAAUUUUUUGAGCAUGUUCCUCAUCAAGUCUAGUUUAUCCAUACCAAAUUUCAGCUCAAAAUUUGAUCGGGAAGACAGACAAAUAAUUCCUUGAAGUUAACUGCGUUUUUC
Cuscuta europaea is the source of this 1515-nucleotide messenger RNA. NCBI's taxonomy places the organism in Eukaryota, Viridiplantae, Streptophyta, Magnoliopsida, Solanales, Convolvulaceae. The record is from the annotation of a GenBank genome assembly.